GACUUUAUAAAUACAUCUACUUUCACUUUGCUCUGCCACUUUGGAUUAAGAAGUCAGUGCUUGCGUGAAUUCAGAUAAGAGACACACAAGAAAACAAAUCGCCUCUGGAUACAAAGGAAUUUGCAUGGAACAUAAGAUUACGAGUUUGUGAAGUUGUUGAGAGAAAUAAGCUGCUAAUGGCUAUGCCAACAUUCGGGAUAUUUACGUGGUGUUUUGAGAAUGAGGUUUAAUUUCAAUCAAAUAGCAUAUUUCAUAUUGUUUUGUUACCUGAUUGUAUCAGGUUUUACAGGAUACAUAAUUGUGAGAAAUAAACUAUGGAACGAACAAGUACUGAAGGCAAAGUACCAGCGCUUGACAGAAUUGGCCACAGAGGAUCGUGCUUGGAACCCCUGGGGCGAGGAGUUUGAUGAUGAAGAGAUAGUACCUUCCUACCACGAGCCUCCAAAGAUCUCCUGGAACUUGGAGCCGGGGAGGUCACCCUCGCAGAACAAAGCAGAGAAUGCCAGCAGUAGAAUCUUCAAUGUGGAGGUGUGGGGAAAGGCAGCCAUUGGCCUGUAUCUAUGGGAACACAUCAUGGAGGGACCACUAGAAGAAAAGAUGGAGGGUGUUUGGAGCUAUGGGACAAAGACGGUCAACAACAUCAAGUUUACAUUCAGGACAGGACCAGGUGUGGUGCCCGGCGAAGUUCCAAAAUCAACAGAGAACCUGCUACUUAUUUUGAAUGGCAGGGAACCGGAAAAAGUCAACUUUGCAGAAUCCUGGAUUGCCUCCCUUGACUCAUUACCCCACUUGCAGAAUGUAGGCCUAGUGUUGCUAGGCAACGAACAGUGUAACAACAGCUGGCUACAUCGUCACAUGUCUUUCAAUGGUGGCCGCAUCAAGUUUGUCUUUCUUGUCUAUGAUUCAGCGGAGAUUGAUGACACUCACUUUUUUCAAUGGCCGCUUGGUGUUGCCACUUAUAGAGAUUUCCCUAAAGUGGACAGCUCCGUGCUUCCUGUACAUGUCAAGCGUAAAUAUUCCUGCAACUUCCUGGGCACAGUCUAUAAAAACUCAUCCAGAGAAACCCUUAUGAAAAUUUUAGAGGGAGAUUUCUUCAGAGAGCGAUGCUUCAUCAAGCCCAGAUACAGUUGGGUGCCAGAGGAGUCAGCCAGUUCCCGUGACGACUACGUUCAAGCAAUCUCCCAGAGUGAUCUCACACUGAACCCUGCUGGUCAGAAUACUGAGUGCUACAGGAUUUACGAGGCCCUAGCAUUUGGUUCAGUUCCAGUCGUAGAGGACAUUAUGACGCCUGGAAUUUGUGGGAAGUCUUCCAGAUCCCACGUCUUUCCGCUACGUUUGCUCAAAGAACAUAAUGCGCCUAUUGUUUACGUGAAACACUGGUCAGAGUUAAGCGCGCUGAUUGAAAACGAGAAAAAACUUAGACACAGUGAUAGGGUCAACAGAAGAAGAAAUAUUUUACUUUGGUACGAGAAUUUUAAAAUCGGUAUGAGAAAGAAGUUGAUUACUGUUUUAAGUAAACACUUUUUUGGUGUAGAUAGAUAGCAGGGAAAUAGUCCCAUCCUCUCUAUAUGCAGUUAUUAUGUUAUUUAUACUGUGAUGACUGGUUCAUUAUUUAUGAUCGUGAGUUUAUGCGCUAGAUUCAUCUGUAAAGAAUUGCGUUUUUAUUAAAUAACGGCUGAUUUGUCAUUAUGUUAGGGCACAUUGAAUAUACAUGUGUAACCAAUUGUAUUUUCAUGUAUAGCUCUUUCAAACAUUCUUUUUUAUCUGGACUUGUCAACAAAAACCCUUCUUGUAGAUAAGCAAAAACGCUAGUUAGUUUGCAGACAAGAGAUGGCAACCUUAGCUCAAUAUAAAAUAUUUCUUGGGCCAUUCACUCUUAAACCUAUUUGAAGAUUGUGAAAUUAUGUAAACAUUAAAUAUAAGGUGAGUAAAUAAUUUGAAACAAAUUUGUUUAUGUAAAUAUUGAGUUUAAUCUUGAAAAAACUUUAUUUUUAUGUUCCUUUGUGGGUCCUGUCCAAAAUAUCAAUACAAUUCAUCAACUUGAUAUGCUAUAGUAAUAAACUUUUUUUGCAUAAAUAAAUUUCAAAAUGGCCGACUGGUGUCAAUCUUCGAAUUUAUUUUGGGCCAUUUGGGAUAAACAUGUACACUUAUACUACUGAUACAUUGAGUUGCUGUUUUUAUUCGAUGUGUAUGAUACUUGAUUUUUAAAAUGAUUUGAAGCAAACAAUUUCUGCCAGUUUAGAUGUUUUUUCUUGUAAUAACAUAAAAAUGAAUUUCAUGUUUGUAUGAAAUUUUAUGUUCAGUUUUAAUAGUUUAUUGUAAAUUGUGUAGUCAUAGAAUUUUAAAGUUGCAUCAUGAUUUUAAAACUCUAAAAUACUAAGUGCAGAAAGAUAUGGACAAUGCUGAUUAUUUUUUGAUCUGCUAUGACCCUAACCCCACAUUACAAUGAUGGCAUAGCCAUAAAUGUUUUCCCAGUUCGUGUGUGUGUGUGGACGAAGGGGGCAUUGCAGUCAGACCAAUGUGACAAAAAAAUUUACGAUGCAUGAAAAACAUUCAAGCAGUGUUAUUUGCAAUUUCUGAUCAGAAGUUUUUUUAAUGUUCCUAUGUAAAACGUAUGUGUUGAUAAAUACUGAAACAAAUGUCUGACAAUAUCCCAACCAAAUCAGACUAUGCUUCUGACAAGUUCUUCCCACGUUUCAUGGAGUCUGCAUGUAUCUUGUAUUUUCCUUCUUUAUAUUUUCUUAACCAAUUGCGAUUAAUUUUUCAAAUUAUGUUUUGUACGAGCAUUCAUUUCUGUGUCCAAUGACAUAGCAGGCCUAUUUUGUAUGGACACAUUCCUAGUUAAAUUUAAUUCUUAUUGAAUUUCUUUGCAAGUAAUUGUACAUAAGUAUGUACCAUGUAUAAGUAACUUUUAUUUGACAUGGAAUGGAAUUGUAUGCUUUGCAGUAUUAUUCCAGUGUUUGAAUACAGGUAAAAUAAUGUGAUAAACAAGAAUUUUCAUUUUGUUAACUGUAAAAUGUUACAAUUUUAUUUUUGUAAAUAAUGUGAGGAACAUAAAUUGUUAUUUGUUAACAGUAAUAAAAUGUUAUAAUAUU
Dreissena polymorpha is the source of this 3095-nucleotide messenger RNA. RefSeq names its product ribitol-5-phosphate xylosyltransferase 1-like. Gene Ontology annotation, cellular component: Golgi apparatus. Bases 220 to 1542 code for a protein of 440 amino acids. The record is from RefSeq and is a predicted model, not a curated record. NCBI's taxonomy places the organism in Eukaryota, Metazoa, Mollusca, Bivalvia, Myida, Dreissenidae. The transcript has 6 exons. Gene Ontology annotation, molecular function: ribitol beta-1,4-xylosyltransferase activity. Gene Ontology annotation, biological process: protein O-linked glycosylation via mannose.